This is a messenger RNA of Salarias fasciatus (jewelled blenny), 3481 nucleotides long. RefSeq names its product ERBB receptor feedback inhibitor 1a (gene errfi1a). Gene Ontology annotation, biological process: negative regulation of epidermal growth factor receptor signaling pathway; regulation of keratinocyte differentiation. The transcript has 4 exons. The record is from RefSeq and is a predicted model, not a curated record. Bases 230 to 1510 code for a protein of 426 amino acids. Lineage: Eukaryota; Metazoa; Chordata; Actinopteri; Blenniiformes; Blenniidae.
CUAAAAAGUGUCAGAGUGUAGUCGGAGCGCCGCCAACUCCAUGGCGCACUGUCCAUGAUGCAAUAGAGAAGCAGGAGAUUAGAGGCUCCGAUCAAACCCCAUCCGACAGGAAGCGAGGAGCUGCUUUCCACCGAGCACGGAGGAUUUUAGGGGUCAGGGCAGCGGAGUUAUUUGGGUGCACCGGGAGCAGGGGCAGCCAGCCGGGCGAUCUGAGUGUUUCCUGGCUUUGAUGCGACCCGAGUGUGUCUGGAGCAUGUCCACAGUGGGCCUGACUGCCCAGGAGAUCUCUUUUCCCAUAGAAAACCCCUUCCUCCGGGGCAGCUACUGCCACAGCAUGGCUGGAUCCAAACCUUCGUGGAGCCAACGCCAUGAGCUGGACAACAGCUUCUACUUCAGCAUGAACAAUGCAAACACAGAUUACAGCUAUCGAGUCCAGCAAAAAGUGCCGCCUCCCAGCUAUGAGAGACAUAAACACAGUCCCAGCUCACAGAGAUUACCUCCAAAGAAAUGCCGGCCCUCCCUCCUCCCCCUGUUCUGCAGCCCAGACUCCUCCACUCCCAGUCCGGUGGACAACGACCAGGUGGUCCCCUCAUUCCAGAAACUCUCCUUCCACGAGUGCAUCAGCCCCCCACAGACUCCAGACAGAUGCUCCAAGCCUCUGCCCCCCAUCCCCUUUCCGGCAGACAUAUCCCCCAUGGACAGCGAGGUGGAGUUCUUCACCAGUACGGACGAGAGUCGCUGCCUGGUGUCUGAUCAGUGUUCCAAAUCCUCCUCUUUCCGGUACGGAGUCCACAGCCGGAGGAGCUUCAAGAACUGCGGGCAGAUUAAUUAUGCUUACUACGACGGUCCUAUAGCCCCUCAAAGCACGCAGCAGCAGCAGCAGCAGCAUGCGGCCCCCGCCGCUGCUCCCGCUCUGCAGGAAGUGCGGGAACCGAGCGAGCAGCAGCGGAGGGAGCCGCCCGAGCCGGCCGUCUGUCAGAGACAGCAGGAGAAAAGUCGGCGGUUGCGGCGGUCUCACUCGGGCCCGGCCGGAUCUCUAAACAAACCCUCGCUGCUGCGCCUCACGUGCACAAAACGCCACACGAACCAUAUGGACAGGCCGGAGGUGCCCCCUCCCAUCCCCCCGCGUCUCAACCCGAAGGCGGGGGACUGCCGCCGCUGGUCGGCAGAGGUGUCGUCCGGGGCGUACAGCGACGACGACAAGCCCCCCAAGGUGCCCCCAAGGGACCCGCUGUCCAUGGGGAGCUCCCGCACCCCCAGCCCCAAGAGUCUCCCCACCUACAUCAACGGCGUGAUGCCGCCCACGCAGAGCUUCGCGCCGGACCCCAAGUACGUGAGCGGCCGGAGUUUGCAGAGACAGAACAGCGAAGGGUCGCCGUGCAUCCAUCCCAUCAUGGAGGACGGCAAGAAGGCCAGCGCCACACAUUACUACCUGAUGCCGCAGCGCUCGCCCUUCGACUCGCCCUGCGACUGCCACGCCAGGAGAAAAGCCCCCGUGGAUUUAGUUUGAAGACUUCUAGUGGAAGUGGCCAAGGACUCAGCUGCGCCAUGAGCAGAAGCCAUUUGCUGAAAUGGUGAAAGUGGACGCUAACAACCCUCAAACUGCUGCUUUUACUGUGUUUUUUUGUUUUUGUUUUUGUUUUUUUUAAUUUACCCUCUAUGUAUUCUGAACACACAGGGUAUGUGUGCACUGUAUACAGUUACUGGUAAUGUUGGACGAGCGAACACAACCUGCGUGACUCAAGAUUGUGGGCAAACUUCAACGUCGUAGAGCUUAUUUUUGAUAUGAGUUUUAUUUCAUGACAUUCAAUGUCAUGCUGUUUUUGUUUUAGUUUUUUUCGGCGACGAUGCAGCACAAUGAGAAAGGUGCAAGCGGGCCUUGAACCUCGUGCGCUCAGUGUUUAGUGUCUGAAAUGGCGUGGAUGCAUUGUGAGAUUCUACUGGGGCGAUUUGAUGCUGCUUUUGUAUCUCACAAGGGACACAAGGUCAGUAAUGUAACCAUGUAUCACUUAAUAUAUGAAGUAUAAACACAAGCCCUGUCUGUUAAUCUUUAACUACAUGAAGGAUGCUAAAACACAGAUCUGUUUGCUAUUGUAUAACAACACUGAUAUGGUCUCCGUGCGCCGGUGUGGUUUCAGCUGCGCUCCGGGAGACCGUAUCAGGAUCAAUUUGUGUUUUAUUUAGUUUUAUUUUUUUCUCACAUGGCACAUUGUCAUGGUACAUGUUGUACUUUAGAGGUGGGUACAUUACUGGUAGCUAUGCAUGUUUCCAUUGGAAUGUCUAGUGCAGCUUAUAUGAUGUAGAUGUCUGUGGACGAGUGCAUUUGUGUGUCUGCGUGCACCGUGGCGUGUUUGUGCAUGUGAACAGCAGUCGGAAGUGUUUCGGUACGUAGAGCGACUCUCUCCGGUUCUGUCAGAGAUGCUUGUUACCGUGUGUUUGCAGGGCCUGCUUCGGAGCACAGCCCUCUGGGACGUGCACACAUCUGGUUUCUCUCCUCCAGAUCUGUUGUUGUUGCACAGAAAUCGGUCUGUCGAACAUAAGUGAAUGUAUGCUAUUCUUACUGAAACCCCCUCGAACGACUAAGAGGAGCUUAUAUUUGUCAAGCUGUGAGUCAUUGCUUGGAACGAAUUUGCCUCGAGUUCUACCUCACUUUGAUAAAACGCUUUAUUUUUGGGAAAAAAGGAAAAAAAAAAGUUUCUGUUUUAAAUUGUGUCCAACGGCAAAAUCUGACAGAUACAAUCUUCAAAAGAUGAGGUAACUGACUCCACAUGUGACCCGAUGCGAUUCAAAAAAAAGAAAUGGUAAUAACAAGUUACACUUCGGUUCAGAGAAACACGGUUGAUUCUAACCGGAUGUCCUUAAAAAGAGAUUUUAGAUGUGAGGCUCGCCUGUUAAUACAGAAGCAUUACAAAGACAGUGCAGGGUUUACCUGCCUGACACAGACUUUCCUGUUCUGCACAUGCAUUCCUGCCUUACAUGAUUGCAGUGGGUGUGGUCUGAAAGACUUUGGCUGCUGGCAGUCCAGAAAAUAUAUGAAUUUUAUUGUUGUAGAUUAUUGACGGAGAGCCAGGACGAUAUAGAAAAUGUAGCACAUGUAUUGAAGUUACCCUUGGUAUCAAACACGGUGUUCAGUUUGGGAAAACAGAUAACUGCUAAGGUCAAUCGGUCAUUGAAGUAUACUUUCCUUCUCCCUCCUGCUCACGAACCUUGCCAACACAAUGUUGCUUUCGACUUUAAUGUACGAAAAAUGUUUACAUCAUACACUAAUACUAUUUAAUCUUAAGGUAUUCAUGUCUUAUUAGAAAUAAUAAAACUGAAUGAAGACUAGUUUGUCAAGAAAUAACUUCUCUGCUGUGGUGAAGACAUGCACUGUUCAGUAUGCUGUGUACAGUAUUUAACAAUUCCAUUUGUUAUGAAUAGUUGAUACGUAUAUAGUCUUUGAAAAGAAAGCAAAAAAUAAAAUGACUUAUUUAUGAGCUCG